Messenger RNA from Guyanagaster necrorhizus, 471 nucleotides. RefSeq lists its product as uncharacterized. NCBI's taxonomy places the organism in Eukaryota, Fungi, Basidiomycota, Agaricomycetes, Agaricales, Physalacriaceae. The record is from RefSeq and is a predicted model, not a curated record. Bases 1 to 471 code for a protein of 156 amino acids. The transcript is spliced from 2 exons.
AUGGAGCGGCGGUUGUUUGAUUCGACUGGUGACCAGGGCAGUGCCAAAGCGAAGCACUGCCACAUUCUGGCCCUUUUCUGCCCCCCCCCCUCCCCUGCACUGUUCAUUGCGAACUCCAUGGGGAUCGAACGGUGUACGCGUAAAUCCGUUCUCACAGCAAAUGAAAGAACUUCGCUGUCUUUUGUUCUAUCUGUAGCCUGCGAAGAGUUGAAGCAUCCGAACCGGCUGCUUCGGACUAUAGAUCGUAGCGGCCUGGUCCUUGGGAUUUCGGAAGAAUUGUCUUUUCUGUUCUCCCCUCACUCUAAUAGCGGCAUCUCGAAGACAAACGGCAGCAAACUAGCUUCCGCAGAGUGCUUACGGACAAGUGACGGUUUUCGUGCAUACAUUCCUGGGCGCCACCGUGUUUCUAAUUUCUCUUCAACCCUCGUGAUCACUGCACUCGGCGUCUCUGUUGUCGAUACACUUGCAUAA